AUGGCGCAGAAACAGACUGACGCAGCGGCGCUGCAGGACGCCGCGCAUGCACCGCCUGCUGGUGCGGGUGCCUUGUCCAGAGACAGCAAUGGAUCGUCCCGGGCUCUCGAAGUCGUGCAGCGGAUCCGCAAGCGUUAUCACCAGGACGGCCACGUGGGGGACGACCCCGAGGGCGCGAAGGAGCUGCUACAGACCAUUGCCGCAUCUGCGCAGCGGUUGAGUGCUGACCUGUACGAGUCAGAUGUUCACUUUGUGCUGGAGCUGGUGCAGAACGCCGACGACUGCUACUAUGGCCCAGGCGUCCUCCCACGCAUGCAGCUGCACGUCUUCCACGACGGCAUCCUGGUGGCCACCAACGAGGAGGGGUUCACGGAGACCAACACCCGCGCCAUCUGCAACAUCGCCUGCAGCUCCAAGAGCCGGCGCGUGGGCGCGUUCACCGGAGAGAAAGGCAUCGGUUUCAAGGCCACCGCCGUCGUCUCCCAGGUCACGUACGUCUGCAGCCCCUACGCAACCAGCGAUGCGGCGGCUGGCGGCGCUCCACGUGACGGCAGCGAACCGGAGCGCGACGAGUGGCGCUUCUGCUUCGACAUGCGGCCCGGCGGCGCGGCCGGCUUUGACGUGGAGGGGCUGGGCAUGGUGUGCCCGAAGUGGGUGGUGGGCCUGCCGCAGCUGAUGGAGGGCUGGCUGCAGGAGAGGGCGCGCGGCGUCUCCGCGUCCGAGGUGCUGUCUGGCGCCACCACCCGCAUCUGGCUGGACUUCAAGCCGGACGUGGACUGCGCCGCCAUCACGGGCCAGCUGGCGCUGCUGGACCCCCUGAUGCUGCUCAACCUGCGCAAGCUCAGGUGCAUGGAGGUUUUUGUUCACCCCAACGAGCCUGGCGGCGCCGCGGCGCUGCAGCGCUUCUGCAAGGAGGAGGGCCCCGGCGGCAUCACCGCCAUCGCGGCCGAGAGGGGGCCAGUGGGAGGCGCCCUGGAUCAGGAGCGGCACAGGCUGCUGACUGUUCGCCAGCAACUGGAGGUGCCCGAGGACGUGCAGCUGAGCGCGCGCGACAAGAGGGACGGCGUGACAGCCGUGGAGCUGGUGUUUGCGCUGCCGCUGGGCGAGGGGGGCGCGGCGUCUGCUGAGGAGCCGGGCCAAUUUUUUGCCUUCCUGCCUGUCAGGAGCUACGGCUUCAGGUCUGGUGUGCUGGAGGGCAAGAAGUGGAACCAGUGGAUGAGGGACCAGAUUGCGCCCGCCUUCGUCGAGGCCGUGCUGCCCGCGCUCCGCGCUGCAGCUCCGCAGCUUCAGCGCAGCUUCCUCGCAUACCUGCCCUUGGCGAAAGAGGUUGACACCGACUUCAUGGCGGCGGCGGCCGACAAGAUAGCCGGCCUCAUGAGCGCCACAGAGUGCGUCCUUUCGGCCUCCGGCGCGUGUGAGCUGCUGUCGGAGGCUCUUGGGGGCGUGGAGUACCCGCAUCAGGACCUCCUGGCCUCUCGUCGCGUUGUGUCCGCGCUGCGGCGGCUCGACACCAAGCAGCUGGGCAGGCCGCACCUGACGGCCAUUCUGACGUCACCAGCCACGCGCCUGUGGCUGGAGGGGCUUGGCGCCGCCGAGCGCGCCGCAUGGCUGCGCGACCUGCUGGGCUGCCUGGCCGUGGCACCCGCGCUCGCUGACUGGCCCGCGCUCGCCGCGGCGCCACUGCUGGUCCUGCACGGCGGCGGCGGCAGCGACGACGGCGGCAGCGGCUGUCUGGUCAGCGCGCAGGAGCUGCGCGGGCGGCUGUUUGUGUGGGACGAGUCGCUCGGCACAGCCGACGAGUGCGCACCCCUGUUUUCCGGCGAGUACGCACGUUCCGGCGGCAAGGGGCCGCUGUUUGUGGCGCCUGAGUUGCUGGGUCCGGGCGUGGCUGAGCUGCUGCGAUGCCAGCUGGGCGUGAAUCCCAUCACGGCGGACGCGCUCGUGUAUGAGAUGAUCAGGCGUCAGGGCGGCGGCGGCGGCGGCGGGGACGGUGGCGAGGACGCCGCCGCGAGGCUGCGCAGGGUGCUGUUUGUCUUCAGGAAUCGCGGCAGGGUGUCUGCGGCAGCGCGCGCACACCUGAGCCAGCACCUGCAGCUGCGCGCCGAGCGCUCCGGCAGCGCUGACGGCGGCGCGGCGCUGUACACAAUGUGUGGACACCUGCGCCUGCGGCCCCAGGAUGAAGAGACAGCAGCUCUGAUGGAGGACCUGACCGCAGCAGGCGUCGCCUUUGUUCACAGCAGCUACCCCUCAGCUUCCGACGAGCCGGAGUUCGGCCUCUGGCUAGGCCACCUGGGGGUGCGCGCUCUGGCGUCGGACGAGGCGGCCGCGGCGCUGCUGCGCCGCUGGCGCGGGGGAGAGGGGUUGCGGCAGCAUCUGCGGCACGUGGCUUACCUGGCGGGCCGGCAGAUGAUGUUCUCAAAGUUCACCAACGAACUCCUGAAAAGCCACCUGCAGCUCUAUGAGGCGUGUGGCCCGGCAGCCGGAUUGGAGGAAGGAGAGGAGGAAGGGGAAAAUGAGGUGGACGGCAGCGGCGGCGCGCCGUCAGUGGCCGCGGGGCGCCUGCACUGGCCGCCGUCUGGGGCGGCCGCGACGUGCACGGGCAUCAAGGCUCAGCUGGAGAGGUGCUGCGGGGUCAGGUGGCUGCGCGGAUGCUAUCCGGAGAGCAGCCGCGCGCUUUUGAAUGCGACGGGCGUGAAACCCUGCGGCCCUGGACAGCCCGGGCAGCUGGCAUGGUGCGCCGAGCAGCUGGGCCAGCCCUUCGAGCAGCUUCUGCCCCAGCAGGUGGCGCUGCUCGCCGCGGCAGACUCCCUGCUGCCAAGCACCACCAAGGCCUGGUGCCGCGAGCGCAUGCUGCUGCUGUCCCUCGAUGGCCGCCUGCGGCUCGGCACCCAGCUGCGGCGGCUGCCCGCCGACCCGGCCGGGCGCGCUCUUGCCCCCGAGCUCGGUGCAGCUGCCGGAAACAGCGGCGGCUCGCCGCUGGAGUUUCUCCACAGCUGCUUUGAAGCGGACGGCGCGCCGAUGUGGGUGCUGCAGGCCACCCUCGGGGUGCGGACCACGGCAGCGCUGGACAUUGCGCGGCGCCUGGUAGAGCUCUACGAGGUUGGGAGCGCAGCGAUGUCCGAGGAAAGGCGCGUGGCGCACGUCGCCUACUUGGCGGAUCACGCGGCCGCGGCGCUCGGCGGCGGCGGCGAGGGCGACAAGCUGCUGGAGCGCGCGCGCCGCGCGCUGCUGCUGCCGGCAGGCGGCUGCGGUGAUGCCAGCGGCGCUGGCCGGGAGCGCCUGCCCGCCGACCAGCUGUGGUGGCCGCUAGAUGAAGGGCUCCAGGGCCUGCAGUCCGACAUGCAGCAAUCAGGCAUGCGCUUCCUCGCCGGCCCACUCGCGGCCGCCGGCGGCCUGCGGCGCGCGCUGCUGUGCAGCCUUGGUGUGCGCGCGGCGGGGGCGGCUGAGGUGGCGUCAAGGAUCGUGGACCUGCACGCGUGGGCGGACGGCGCAAGCAUCGCCGCGCCGCGGCGCGAGGCGCACCUGGCGUUUCUGUCGCAGCAUUUGGACACUCUCAAGGGACCGCUGCUGCAGUGCGCGCAGCGGUGGGUGCUGCUGCCGUCUGAGGGCGGCGGGUUCAAGCCCGCUGGGCAGCUCCACUGGCCGCUGCAUGGUGAUGAGGACCUGCAGCUGCAGCAGGACCUGGUCUCAGGCGGCGCUUUGUCCUUCCUCGAAUCGAACGAGGCUGGCCGCGGCGGCGGCGGGGGCAGGGGCGAAACGGCAGUGCAGAUGCGGUCUCUGCUGGCCCACUUGGGGGUCAAGUGGGCGGCGCCUCGAGUGCUGGUGACGGCAGUCGCCGAGCUGCACGCCUCUGGCGGUGCUGGUAUUGCAGAGAGCAGGCGGCACGCGCACGUGGCGUUCCUGGCCAGGCAACUGUCAGUCGUGGAGCGCGAGUCAGACAUGCGGGACGCUUUACAGCGUGCUCUGCUGCUGCCUGCCGCAGACGGCGGCCUCGCGCCGCCGGACAAGCUGUUCUUUCCGCUCGACAGCCGCUUCGAGGCGCUGCAGCCCGAUGUGCUCGCCGCCGGCACGCGGUUCCUUGGCGGCGGCUUCGCCGACGCCGGCGCCUCGGGCGCGGAGCGCGCACUGCUGCGGCUGCUGGGCGUGAGGGAGUCGGACGCCGCGGCAGUAGUGGCGGCGCUGGUCGACCUCCACGCCGAGCUGGGUCAGAUCGUCGACGCGCAGCAGCUGGAGAUGCAGGGGCGCCGCGGGCGGGUGCGGGGCCUGAUAAAGUCCAAGGGCUGGCCGCAGCUCCCGGAUGAUAUGCAGCCCUGGCUGGCGGCCGCCAGGUCAGCGGACGGCCAAGGCGAGGGCGCGGCCGACAGCUGUGUGGGGGGCGGCGCCGCGGCAGGCGGCGCCACGGGCGGUGCGGCAGGCGGCCGGCAGCUGGGGCAGGACGUGUCUUCCCUGGCGGCGGGGCUGGAGCGCCAGAGGGAGGCGCGGAUGCAGGCGCCGGCGGUGGUGACGGCGGAGCCUGACCCUGAGAACCUCGCUGUCGCAUCAGACAGCAGCAGCAAGGACUCCGCCACCGCACUGGAGGGGCCCCUUCUGGGGGCAGGAGCCGUCGUCCCUGCGCUGGCCCUGGCUGGCGCCACCAUCCAGCGCCAAGGCCGUCGCCGGCACCCGCGGCCGGCGCCCUCUGCGAGCUACGCACUCCCCGACGGCGAUGGCGGCGGCGGCGGCGUUUGGGAUGAGGCCGGCAGCGGCGCGAGCGGGGCAAGACCAGCUGCGGCCGAGCGCACCAGCGCCGGCAGGGCAUGCGUCUCUGACGCUCCCUGCGACCAGGACGACGACGCGGGCUCCGACACCGGCGGGGGCUAUCAGGAUGCGGCUGGCGGCGCAGGGGCCAGCUGGCAGAUCCACAGAGAGCCCUCCCGCAAUGGCCCAGCCCUCCGCGUUGCGGGCGGCGCCAGCGGUGCGCGCUCUCGCGGGCAGCCCGCGCGCUGGACAUUCAGCGGGCGCAGCGGCCGCGCCUCGGGCGGCGGCGGCAGCUCUUUUGCGGGCGCCCAGUCUUUCUCGACCGGAAGAGAAGUGCACCACAUGAGCAGCCAUAAGACGAGCUAUGCGCGCGGCUUUGUGCCAGCACCAGCCGCGGCGCCGCCGCUCGUGUGGGCCCAGGAGCCCGACAUUGAGCUGGACGAGCCGGCGGCAGACCAAGAGGCAAUCAUUGCGGCCGCCGCGCACGUGGUCAGCGCGGCGCGGGGCAGCGGCGGCUCUGGUGGCAGCCUGGCGCAGCUCGUCGUCUUGGGGGCCAGCGGCGGCGGCGGGGCGUCCUCGUGUGACCUGGACUUUGCGCACCUGCUGCCGCCACUGCCGCCGCCGCCUGCGGAGACCGCCGCGCCCGCUGCCGUCUCGGCGCUUGGGCUGGUGGCGUCCGCCGCCGCCGGCGCCACGGCGGUGUCCAUGGCGGCGGCCCCUGCGGCCGCUCCGCGCGCAGACCCCUAUGGUGGAGAGAGGGGCGGCCGCGGCCGCAGCGCCGGCGUUGAACAUGCCGCCGCCUCCGAUGGCGACGGCAGCGCCAGCUCUGAGAGCGCCGUCGCCUCCCUCGGCGGCGGGCGCGUGCAGCAGGAGGCGCCUCCCCGGCAGCUGCAGGUGCAGGCAGGCGAGCCCACGGCCCCCCUGCCGGGGUACUGCGUCGAGCAGACCCACGUCCGGGAGGUCACCCAGACGGUGACUCACGCGGUGACGCACACCGUCACGACGCGCGUCACCCCAGCCGCGGCGCCCGAGCCCGCGUGGCGCCCGCGGGCGCCCGCGCCGGGCCCGGUCCUGCGUAGCAUAUGGAGCGCACCGGACUGCAGCCAGAGGAACCAGCUGACCGGCGCCCUGGGGGAGCUCUUUGCAUUUGAGUGGCUGCGCGAGCGCCUGCCCGGCUUCGACAGCGACUGCUGGCGUUCCUGCAACCGCACCAUCGGCGGGCUGGCGGCGCCCAACGCGGAGAGCGUGGUCGACUUUUUCUACGUGGAUGCUGAGGGGGCGCUGACGGGGCGCCGGGGCGCCGCUUGCUGCAUCGAGGUCAAGAGCACCGCCAGGGCGGACGGCGGCGUCGCCGGCGACGCUUUCGUGCUGAGUCAGGCCCAGCUCGAGCUGGCCUACAGGCUGCGGGGCCGCGAGGACGCCGCGUUUGUGAUCGUGAGGGUGGUGGACGCGGGCGGCGGGCCCGGCAGCCGGCCGCUGGUGGCCAGGGUGAUUGUUGACCCGGCGGACAGGCUGGGCCGAGAGCUGCUGCUCAGCAACACCGGGGACGUGUGCGUCACGAUAGCCGGGUAG
Molecule: messenger RNA, 6309 nt
Organism: Monoraphidium neglectum
Lineage: Eukaryota; Viridiplantae; Chlorophyta; Chlorophyceae; Sphaeropleales; Selenastraceae
Exons: 15
Coding region: 1-6309 (2102 amino acids)
Source: RefSeq, a predicted model, not a curated record